Suillus discolor is the source of this 1291-nucleotide messenger RNA. RefSeq lists its product as uncharacterized. The transcript is spliced from 2 exons. The coding region runs from base 18 to 1019 and encodes 333 amino acids. The record is from RefSeq and is a predicted model, not a curated record. NCBI's taxonomy places the organism in Eukaryota, Fungi, Basidiomycota, Agaricomycetes, Boletales, Suillaceae.
CCCGAGACCUUCCUAAGAUGACACAUUUCAGAGUCUUCCUCGGCGCGCCAUCCGUCAGUGAUCUCAAAAAACAUUCAGCUGUUUCGUACACCUGGAAGACUAUCGAGCAUUCUUCAGCAGAGGCCUCCCAAGCACUACUAUAUCCUCCUACAACAUCGGAGGCUGCAAGCAGACGAAUAUCUCUGCUCUACCAGAACAUUAUAUUCGACGACUGUGAUGAAGAAGCCCUUGAUCAGGAGCGUGUUGACCCGAGCGCAUGGCCUGAAGGAAGCCAGGCUUUGAUGAAUGAGCAGACGACGGUGAUAACCUGGCCUCCAACCCCUGUUGCAGACACCGUUGAUGUACCUUCCUUCCUGCGCGUAUCGCAGUCCCAGUCCCAGUCUCAGCUUGCAAUGGAUCAAACACAGGAAACCACCUUUGUGUCUUACUCCGACGCGUCCUCUAUAGCUCGCUUCCCGCAUUUUCAGAUUAGCCUUCAUAAGGUCUCAUCUCUUGCAUCCCUCUACAACGAAAGAAUUGCCAGAGGGAGAAAAGUGAAUAUAUUACUCGCUACGCUAGAGGUGGAAGGCCCUGAUACAGUGUGUGUGAAGAAAGGCCCAGACGCAGGGAAAGAAGUUUCUGUUCUCAAAAUGAUUCUGGGUGAUGAAGAUGGAUCAGUAUGCAAGCUCACCGCGUGGCGUGAUGUUGCAGAGGCUUGGGGUGCACUGGGCGUCAAGCGUGGAGAUAUAAUUUAUCUAGAGAGUGCGUAUCGUAUCACCCUUGGGAUCGCAUUGCAUGGACCCACGUUACUUCACAUCACAGACCUCGCACCAACGUGCGAGCCAGGCAGCUCGAUCACCCUUACCGCUUCUCCAUAUAACAAGCCCACCGCGGAGAUUUGCUUUCGCACCAUGCCUUACACACGCGAGGAUAAUCGUCUCCGGCCGGACCUCCGGCUCGGGAAAAGUGACGCCGCCGUCAAGAAGGUCGCUGCACUGACCCAGUGGUUCGAGCGGAUGGCCGGGUUGGCGGUUAGUUAGUUGAGCACAUGCCCAGCUUGACAGCAUCGCUGUGGCUAUUCCACAUUUGACGUCGAUGACUCAUAGUCUUAGACGUAGCCACUACAAAGCCACUAGACCUUCGCUGUGGCGCAAGUUACCGGUUGCACUGGCAUCAUUGUCGCCGGCCCACCGGCCGCGGAUCUCGAUCGAAGAUGUUACUCGGUAAUUAUGCAUGCAGGCUUGCUAGCCCGCAGCUGCACGCAAGUGUUCUUUCAUUCAUAUGUAUGCAUACACAGCCAUCAAGCACCCAU